AUGACUGAACCGAUUUAUUUCAAUUUACUGAAAGCGAGCAAGAUUGUCAAAGCUUCUGCUGCUGCCUACAUAACUUUCCUCCAAAACUGGCUGGCGAAAGCUAAGAAGAAGCUAGCUACAACAACAAUGACAAAUGACGAAGACGACUACGACUAUAGCGAUUACGACAAUAAUAAUGGAAACAACCAAGGCCAAGUGCAACCUCCAGCACCAACACCAGCGCCGGUGGUGGUAACAACAACUGUGAAUCCAAGGUCGAGACUUGCUCAAGGACUGGUUACGAACAAGAAGGGCAAAAACCUCCCGAGGGCGCGAAAUAUGCUGAAACUGGAAUACGACUGCGCACUCGAAGCCUCGGCCAAAAAGGCUGUGGAUAGAUGCUCGACAAAUCCGUCAGGCCUUUCAUCUGGUGUACAGGAGAAACAUCUACAGUCUUCGACAAGCCAGCGUUUCUUCUCGUGUUAA
Molecule: messenger RNA, 465 nt
Organism: Cooperia oncophora
Lineage: Eukaryota; Metazoa; Nematoda; Chromadorea; Rhabditida; Trichostrongylidae
Source: the annotation of a GenBank genome assembly